Synchiropus splendidus (mandarinfish) is the source of this 1880-nucleotide messenger RNA. It is a transcript of the gene oxsm, whose product is annotated as 3-oxoacyl-ACP synthase, mitochondrial. The transcript is spliced from 2 exons. Lineage: Eukaryota; Metazoa; Chordata; Actinopteri; Syngnathiformes; Callionymidae. The record is from RefSeq and is a predicted model, not a curated record. Gene Ontology annotation, biological process: fatty acid biosynthetic process. The coding region runs from base 26 to 1390 and encodes 454 amino acids. Gene Ontology annotation, molecular function: 3-oxoacyl-[acyl-carrier-protein] synthase activity.
CACAUUUUGGAUCGGUUGACAGAAAAUGAGGACUAUAACGCAAUUUGUUGCUUUAUCUUGUUGGACUAAAGUCUUUAUUCGGCAUUGUGAAACGAGAACACUUUUUGGUCACAUUUUUAAAGGCCAAUCUCUCGGUCAUGGACACAAACACAGCUCAACCAAUCAAAAGAAAAGAGUGGCGAUUACUGGUAUUGGACUAGUGUGUCCUCUCGGGACAGGACUCUCGCUACCAUGGGAGAGACUCAUUGGGAGUUACAGUGGUAUUGUGGCUCUCCACUCUGAUGAAUACAGAACUGUCCCGUGUAGGGUCGCUGCCAUGGUACCCAGAGGGACUGCAGAAGGUCAGUUCAAUGAGGAAGACUAUGUUUCUCGUGGGGAGAUGAACAGCAUGUCACAAGCCACUGUCAUGGCCGUUUGUGCUGCCCAACUUGCUCUGAAAGACUCGGGAUGGUCCCCUCAGACCGUAGAGGAACAGCUCACCACAGGGGUGGCUGUUGGUAUGGGUAUGGUGCCACUGGAGGAAAUUGCCAGUACGUCAGCUGCCUUCCAAAGCAAAGGCUACAAAAGAGUAAGCCCCUUCUUUGUGCCUCGCAUCCUUGUCAACAUGGCAGCUGGACAAAUCAGCAUUAAACACAAACUGAAGGGUCCCAACCAUGCAGUAUCUACUGCCUGUACAACUGGAGCUCAUGCCAUAGGUGAUGCUGCCCGCUUUAUCAACCAUGGUGACGCAGUGGCAAUGGUUGCUGGAGGAACAGAGUGUUGUGUCAGUCCUUUGGCCAUUGCCGGCUUUGCCAGAGCACGUGCUCUAGCCACCAAAUGGAAUCAUGACCCGAAGCUAGCAUCGAGGCCAUUUCAUCCAGAGAGAGAGGGAUUUGUGAUGGGUGAAGGAGCUGCAGUGCUUCUGUUGGAGGAGAUGGAGCAUGCGCUGAGGAGGGGAGCCAGGAUCUAUGCAGAGGUUCUGGGCUAUGGAGUCUCUGGCGAUGCCAGCCAUAUCACCGCCCCCGCUGCAGAUGGAGAUGGUGCAUUCAGAGAUGGCUAUGGAGAGAAGGAUGAUCCUGAAACUAAGGAGCAUGCUGGUCAACAUCACCCGCCCCCUCCAUCAGCUGCUGGGCCAAUGCAGAAGCACACGGACCAACAGAUUGAGACGACCCAUAUCAAAGACUGUGCGCCACAGGAGGUCCUCUCUGCCUGUGGCAUUAAAAAUGUACAAUUCAUCCCUGAAAAAGUAACAGUUAAUGAUUCUUUGGCACGAUAUUCUAUUCAUUCUGUUCUUGAAUCGGCAUUUUCUUGCACAUUGUUUAUAAGAUUUUUUUCUUCAUUUUAUAGUUAUAUGUUGUGUACAGAGCAUGUUACGAACAGAAUUUCCCUCAGGAUUAAUAAAGUUUGCUGAUAUCAUGCACUGUCAUACAUAAUGAGUAAUGCUGAGAACACCCUCGCCGAAGCCUAUAAAUGCAAUAUAAUGUCUUGUGGCUGUUCUAAUAAUGCAUUAUAGAUGCCCUAGCUAAUGUGUGAUGGAUUUGGGUGAUGGAUGACCAGAACUGAAGAUGCGUUUGGUAAAUAAGAUGAACAUUUUCCACAAGUUGUACUGCAGUCCAGUUGUCUUGGGUCAUGGUUGGAUCACUAAAUUGUAUUGGAAAAACAUGUGGUUAAAUCAAGAAUUUGAGGAGUUGUCUGCAUGCCAUUAUAGUAGCAUAAAAUAUAUUGGGGGAAGAAGGGAAAUGAGGAGAUGAGGACUGAUGCGAUUAACUUUGUCUAGUAAACAUGGUCUUAAAAUUUAUUCAAAUGUCACACCUCAUUUCCAAGUUAGACUGAAUAACAUGGAAGACUGGUUCCAAAUGCUAAUCAUCUUAAAAUAGAGUGAAGGUUUAGAUGGUUUCCUC